Messenger RNA from Aethina tumida (small hive beetle), 4084 nucleotides. RefSeq names its product period circadian protein (gene per). Lineage: Eukaryota; Metazoa; Arthropoda; Insecta; Coleoptera; Nitidulidae. Gene Ontology annotation, molecular function: transcription corepressor binding; transcription cis-regulatory region binding. Gene Ontology annotation, biological process: circadian regulation of gene expression; entrainment of circadian clock by photoperiod; negative regulation of transcription by RNA polymerase II. The transcript is spliced from 22 exons. Gene Ontology annotation, cellular component: cytoplasm; nucleus. The record is from RefSeq and is a predicted model, not a curated record. The coding region runs from base 173 to 3805 and encodes 1210 amino acids.
UUGUCUCGUUUUGUCGCGGCGGCCGCGAAAAUCCGACGUUUAGUUUCAAUGCGAACGCUUUCGGUUCAGCACAUUAGUAUCGUCGUCGUUCCAACUUUUAGCUGAGAUGUAUUUUUUGAAGAUUAUUUGUAAAUUCUUUCACAUUUACGACUGAAGAGAGGAUUCAUCAAAUAUGGAAUCAGAGUCCGGUACUACGAACACAAAGAUCUCAGAUUCAGGAUAUUCAAACAGUUGUAGUAAUAGCAAUUCCCAAAGAAGUGCCAGCUCCAAAUCCAGGCACAGCGGCAGCAACUCGAGUAGAAGUAGUGGAUAUUGUGGCGCAACAAAUCCGGAUGGCAGUGUCGAGACUGGUCCGCAGCCACCGAAACGCAACAAAGACAAAGAGCACAAGAAAAAGAAACUCAAGUCGACCAAUUCGACCAACACAAACACCACACCGGUCGCAGCGUCGGCCGCCACGACACCGACCGAACAAAGAACAACAACCGUCGUCUUAAAGGAGAACACAACCACAGAACAAAUCAUGGGUGUCGAGGCUUUGCCCUCCGUCAUCGUGGAGACGGCCGUACCGCCGGCUGAGAGCAUGGAGAACGCCGUGGAAGUAACAAUAACGGCUCCGCCAACGUCUCCAAUCACAGCGGAGACCUCACCUCCAGCGGAAGAACUGUCGGCCUGGCCAGUUGAUCAGCAGGACAACCAGCAUCAAAACGAGGCCAACAUAGAAAACGCAGUCGCUGUCAAUGAAGAAGAGUACAAGGCCCCCUUAAAUUGUCAACCAGAUGACGGCUUUUGCUGUGUCAUAUCAAUGUACGACGGCGUGGUUCUGUACACAACCCCCAGUUUGACUGCAGUUCUAGGUUUUCCCAAGGAUAUGUGGCUGGGUCGUUCAUUCAUCGAUUUCGUACACCCUAAAGAUAGGGAAACCUUUUCUAGUCAAGUAACGACAGGUAUUGCAUUACCUUUGGUCGACUCCCAAGGGAAAUACAAAGAUGUAAAAAACUGCCUUUACGUUUGCCUGAGGAAAUACCGAGGAUUGAAGUCUUCAGGAUUUGGCGUGGUGGAGAAGGCAGUUUCUUAUCAGGCAUUCCAGCUUACAGUUACCUUUAGACACAUAACCGAAGCCCCAGAGGUUAAAUAUGUUAACAACACCAGCGGAAUGUUCCUGGUGGUAGUAGCAGUUCCUGUUUAUACUUCCUACAAAGUUCCAGAGGAACGUAAGAAGUCGCCGAAGUUUGGAAUGCGUCACACUGCCGCGUGUAUUUUCAGUCACGUGGAUCCUGAUGUCGUCACACACUUCGGAUUUUUGCCCCAAGACAUGUUAGGAAGAUCAGUAUUCGAUUUCUAUCAUCCGGAAGACAUGCCGUUUCUAAAAGAAGUAUACGAAUCUGUGAUGAGAAUGUGCCAAAUAGCGGGUAGUGUAUUCCGCAGCAAACCCUAUAGGUUUGCAGUGCAAAAUGGUGGCUUCGCCAUGAUUGAGACUGAAUGGUCCAGCUUUGUUAAUCCAUGGUCCAGAAGAUUAGAGUUUGUUAUUGGACUCCACAGAGUUCUACAGGGUCCUCCAAAUCCCGACAUAUUCGAGCCCGCUAAAGAAGAAGACUACAUUUCUGAGGAAGUCCUCAAGGAAAGCAAGUUAAUACAAGAGGAAAUAUUGAUGUUGUUGAAGAACGAAUUAUCCAGACCAUCUGAGGCAGCUAAACAUGAAGUGUCGAAACGAUGUAAAGACUUAGCCAAUUUCAUGGAAUCCUUAAUGGAUGAAGUGAAUAAGUCGAAUCUACAAUUAGACUUACCGCAGGAUCCAGAUCCUACCAUUUCGGUAAGUGUGAAGAAACGGGAAAGAGAUUCGGUUAUGUUAGGUGAGAUAUCACCUCACCACGAAUACUAUGACAGUAAAUCAUCAUCUGAAACACCACCAAGUUACAAUCAGCUCAAUUAUAACGAAAAUAUUCAGAGAUUUUUCCAGAGCAAACCGAAAACUACUGUAUCAGACGAAAGUAAUGGUGUUCUUCAAGGCACUAUUGACACAGACCAAGAGGGCAAAAGCUCAUCUGCUGCACAAGACUGUACCAAUAACCAGAAGUGUUUAUCGCCAGUGCAAAACAGCGGAGCUUCUGGUAGUGGUAGUGCAGGAAAUUUGAGUUCAGGCAGUAAUCCGAAUAUUGAAAGUGGUACCACAAGUGGGACGAACACUUCAACCAAUGACUCAUACAAACCCCCGCACCUAACCGAGGCUCUUUUGUUAAAGCAUAAUGAGGACAUGGAGAAGAUUAUGAUUAAAAGGCACAGGGAACAAAGGUCCAGUGUGAAGGAGAACAAGAAGUUUUACCACAAAACCGAGAAGAUUAACAUGGAUAAGGCCAAUAUUGAUAAAAAUGACACAACAAAUCAUGGGCAUGGAGUAAAGAGGAGUGGUUCCUAUUCCUGGGAAGGAGACAGUCAUAAGAUUUCAAAGCAUACGAAGCAUCAGAAUGGUAUAACAAGCAACAAAGAAGAUUUGGCACACGCAACCACCAAUGCUUUCCCAUCUAAGACCAUCAACAACAUGAACCAACCAGUAUCCAACAACAUUAACUGUACAGAAAAUGUCUACCAAUCAACUAUAAAUGAUGUAAAUUUGUGGCCCCCCUUUUCUGUUACGGUAACACCAAUGAACAACUCCCAGGCUUGCAGUAUAAACACAACUCCAGGUGGACAAGCCGGUUUUGCAACCGGGAUGUUUCCAGUUUAUUACAUCCCGGCCCAUCAGCGACCAGCUGCAGUUGGGCAAGAGUUCGUCGAUUCGGUUGGUCUGGCUACCUCCAGGUACCAAGUUCAAUAUAUGCCUGGUAUGAUCUACAAUUACAACCCGAUCUUCCCCGCAUCACCGAUAAUAUGUUCACCCCUGCCGGUACUGCCAGUGACUGUCGCACCCUCAAUCACGCCCGUCAACCAGGACAAUCGUCAGAUUAACAAUCUGCAACCGAACAUAAGCAACAACGCUCCCUCCACGCAACCAGAGCACAAACCUAGUCCACCUAGUGGAAUGGCCGGACCGCAGUUCCAGAGGCCCGCCUCCCAGGCCACUUCAGUGAAGGCCGAGCCUGGAAGUGCCAUGGGAUCAAUCGCUUCAGCCAGCGUUGCCAAUAAGGCGUUAUCGGAAUGUUCUCGAAAGGAUAUGGGUUUGCAAUCGGUUUGCUCACCCGAUUCGCCUCUGGUUAGUCCACCGGACGGCGAAACUGAAAUGGAACAUUUCAAUAUAAUGGCAAAGAUUAAUGAGAAUGUAGACAAAUUAAAGAAAGUUAACAAUUUUGGCAAUAACAAUAUUGAUGAGGAGAGCAGUUAUUCUUCGUCUUACUCAUCCUUUUUAAAAACCGACACUGGUUCUGGCUCCAACGAUGAUUCGAACAUUAUGGACAGUAAAACAACUAAAACCAACAGUGACGAUAACACUUGGAAAAGUCGAAAAUAUUACCCAUCACGUAAAAAAGACCCGCCAUGGUUAGAAACAGUGUCCGUAACGCCGGACCUAAUCUAUAGAUACCAAAUGGCCGUAAAAGGUAUUGAAGACAUUCUGGAAGCUGAUCUCAACACCCUCAAGGAAAUUCACCAGCCAGUCCUAGUCAACGACCAACUAAAUCAAUUAUAUAUAGAAAUGGAACUGGAGGGAUUAUCGACGAAGCUAACCCUCGAAGAGGGAAUUACUUCAAGUAGCAGCAGCGAUGAAAAUUGCGCAAAUACUUCCAAGCCGAAAAAGAAAAGGAGAUCGUACAGUUCGCUGAUGAUGAUUUACGAGGAGAACGCUCCUUUACCACCUCCGGAUCCGCACUGAAAUUUUGACGAUUACAAUCGCAAGGACACCGAUAUGGUUCUAUUUUUGUACUCUGUUAAUUUGUGAAAUUUUUGUGUACAUGUAUAUUUUUUGACUAGAUUCAGAGCUCAUAUUUAUUUAAAGUGAAUUUUUGAUGUUAUAGAUAGAUUUUUUCAAUUUUUAUAAUGUGUAUUUGUACAUCGCAGGUCAUUUAAUCAUGAUUGUUAGGACUUAUACAAAUUAGAUAUAUGUAUAGACGUUGUAAAUUAUUUAUAAUAAAUAUUAAAUUUUGCAAAAUAA